UUCCACUACCAUAUAACCCAGUUCGCUCUGGAUAAAGGCGUCUGCUAAAUGGUAUAUUAUUAAAGUCUACGUUGACUCUGCCAAUAUGUUGCAGAGUGUAGUUACCGUUCCUUUCCAAUAGAUGGCAGCCAAAGCUAGUUGAAGUCAGUCCUCUAGCGACAGGGACACCGGGAUAGUGCGCAAUGAAAGUAGUAURAUCUUCACAGCAAGUUCAUCUGGUUACGUUUGAACCUGUUGUUAUAGUGGAGAAGCUAACUAAUACAAGUUUUACAUAAGACGCAGACAUUAGGUCUAUGUUUUAGGCUAGAGUUACUAAAUUCAUUGUAUACAGUGUCUUUUCUUCUGUGUAUGCGRGCAUUAUAGAAGAAACAGCACACACAAGUGUAACAGUAUAACUUUAGUACGUCCCCUCGCCCCGACCCUGCUCUGCUAAACAUCAUGUCAACGACCGUGACAGGACGCUCCUGUCAUAAACCCUGCCUGUUUUAACGUCAUUUACCGUAGAUACACAGAUGAAAGACCGCCCUCCUCACAAGCAGUGGUAUUAUUAAAGCAGUGUGUGCCGUUGAAACAGUCUGAUUUGAGAUUAGGGGCUAGAUAAGCAAGCAAGUAGAUACAAGGUGUGCCCAGCAUCAUUUUUAACAGCGUGUUUUGCUCUUUGAUUCUGUUCACAAUGGCACAGGUCAACAGAUGUCUGAAACAGCUGUUCUUUGGAUUCAACAUGUUGUUAGGGAUUGCAGGGUGUGUCCUAUUGGUUUUGGGAAUGAUCGCAGCACCAUAUAAUACAGAGCAUGACCAAGGAGAGUCAAUUGGCUUGACAUGGAUUAUAUCGACUGCAGUUGUUUCUGUGCUGCUCUCUUUACUUGGAGCAUAUGGUGCAUACAAAGAGKACAMUGUGAUACUGAGAGUGUUCCUUGGAAUAAUAGGCUUUGGAACAAUCCUUUUUCUCACUGUCGGAUUUAAAGUGGCUCGUUCAAUGCCUGAGGGAAGAUCUGACAAAUCUGAAAUGAUGUGGAUCUACAGAGAG
Salvelinus sp. IW2-2015 is the source of this 1027-nucleotide messenger RNA. Lineage: Eukaryota; Metazoa; Chordata; Actinopteri; Salmoniformes; Salmonidae. The record is from RefSeq and is a predicted model, not a curated record.